GUCUGAAGUGAAACACGUGUUGUAAGUGUAAAUAAAGUGUAAUUAAAAAAAUUAAAAAAGUGUAAUUAAAAAAAUCAAUUGAACCAUGAAUUUUAAUGCGAACAUAUUCCAAACUCAAUCAGUUUUUACGGAUGAAACUGUACAAAGCACACCGAAUAAUGUCGCAGAAACAAACAAUGAAACAAAAAACACCAAUAAAAAAUUGGAAAACAAAAUUGAUCUCCUUCAAACUGAAGUCGAAGCUUUAAAGAAAAUUAUGUGUAAACAGACAAUUUUGUUAGAACAGAUCGUUAAACACAUACGCCCAACUAGCAAGGAUCUCAAAAUUUUUCCAAUAAAUUCACUAGAGGAAUUAAAUUCGGCAGAACAAUUAGUUAAUAACGAGCCUGAAUCAGAAGUGAUAUCAUAUAUGAAACUAAAAUUUGGCAAAGACAAAAUAGAAAAGGCGUUACAUGCAAUGAUUGGUGACAAUAUUUUGCUUCGGGUAAAUUGGGAUGGAGCUAAAAAUAAGACAGCCAUAAACAAAUAUCGGUUGUUUAACUUUUUUUAUUUCGAAUCACUCAGAGACACCUACGAAACUUAUCCUGAAUUUGAAAAAUCUUUUAAGUUGGCCUUUCGCAAAUGUAAGGCAACAUUUUACCGGCAAACCUACAGCCUAAAAUCUAAAUAA
Molecule: messenger RNA, 670 nt
Organism: Musca vetustissima
Lineage: Eukaryota; Metazoa; Arthropoda; Insecta; Diptera; Muscidae
Exons: 5
Coding region: 86-670 (194 amino acids)
Source: RefSeq, a predicted model, not a curated record